AAUAUUCAAUUAACUUUUCAGAUGUGUGGAAUUUGGGCAACAUUUGGAACUGAGGGAGGUCUCAGCGCCACCUGCCUUAAAUGUUUUUCUGCAAUAGUACACCGCGGACCAGACGCAUGGCGAAUAGAACAAGACGCAAGAGAACCACUCGGUACACUUGGCUUCCAAAGACUCGCUAUUGUUGACGGUCUACAUGGUAUGCAACCUAUGCGAUUACAUCGUUACCCUCGAAUAACUCUCAUUUGUAACGGUGAAAUAUACAACUACAAACGACUUCAAGAUCAAUACAAUUUCCCAUAUGAAACAAACUGCGACGUGGAGGCCAUUAUUCACUGUUACGAAAACUUUGGCAUUUCUGAUGCCGUUAAAAAACUUGAUGGUGUAUUCGCAUUUUGUUUGGUCGAUGGUGAAAAAAGAAAAAUUUUCAUUUCUAGGGAUCCAUACGGUGUCAGACCCCUAUUUAAGUUACAAGAUGAUGAAAAUGGUUUUAUGGCAAUUUGUUCAGAAGCCAAAGGUUUGAUUGGAUUAAAACAAAAGGCAAGCGAAACGUCGACUUUAGGUCAAUUUCCUCCAGGGCAUUUAGAAGAAUGGGAUAUGUUAGAGGGCGGUAAAGUUAAACUUAACAAAACUGAACAGUAUUUUACGCCUGGUACUGCACCUCGCUUUUUACCAUUCGUAUCUGAAGAAGAAAUCUCAGAGUUAAGUGUUUAUGAAAAAACUGCUUAUUUAUUAGAAGCAGCUUGUAAGAAAAGAUUAAUGUCCGAUAGACGGAUAGGAUGUCUUCUUAGUGGAGGUUUAGAUUCAUCACUUAUUACUGCUUUAGUAGUAAAGUUAGCCAAAAUACACAAACUGCCAUAUAAAAUACAAACAUUUGCUAUAGGCAUGGGAGAUUCCCCUGAUCUUAUCGCAGCACGCACAGUUGCAGAAUACCUUGGAACCGAACACCAUGAAGUCAAAUUUGAUGAAAAUGAUGUAAAACAAGAAUUAGAUAAUGUAAUAUAUCAUUUAGAAUCAUACGAUAUUACAACCACACGAGCUAGCUUACCGAUGUAUCUUCUUGCAAAGUACAUUAAAGAAAACACAGACACUACGGUCGUAUUUAGUGGUGAAGGUGCAGAUGAAGUCGCUCAAGGGUACAUUUACUUUAGAGAUGCUCCAGAUACUAAAGCUGCUCACGAUGAAAGUAUACGUCUGCUUUCAGAUAUAUAUUUAUACGAUGGAUUAAGAGCAGAUCGAACAACAAGUGCAUUUAGCUUAGAACUUCGAGUACCAUUCUUAGAUAUUCAGUUUACUAACCACUAUCUUAAUAUCGAACCUUCUUUACGCCAGCCUCAAAACGGCGUGGAAAAGCAUUUACUCCGCAACAGUUUUGCCAAGAGUGGCCUGUUACCGGACACAAUUUUAUUCAGACAUAAAGAAGCAUUUAGUGACGGCGUCGCUUCUGUGAAAAAGUCCUUAUUCACAACGAUUGAUGAAAUAAUUAGAGAAAGAUUGCCAAAUGAAAUUCCUUGCUAUCCCGGAGUUCAACCCAACACUCCCGAAUCAAAGUAUUACCGAUACAUAUUUGAAAAAUCUUUUUCGGGUCAACAUAACUUUACACCAUAUUACUGGAUGCCCAAAUGGGUCCAAGUGUCGGAUCCAUCGGCAAGAUUUAUAAAGCAUUAUGCAGCUUUAUAAUAAUAUUAUGCUAUUAUAUCUAAAUGUAGAUGAAAUUUUUAUUCGAGUGUGAAAUUUAAUUAUGAUUUUCGAAUACAUAGUUUUUGCUGUUGUU
This is a messenger RNA of Vanessa tameamea, 1771 nucleotides long. RefSeq names its product Asparagine synthetase (gene Asns). The transcript has a single exon. NCBI's taxonomy places the organism in Eukaryota, Metazoa, Arthropoda, Insecta, Lepidoptera, Nymphalidae. The record is from RefSeq and is a predicted model, not a curated record. Gene Ontology annotation, cellular component: cytosol. Bases 22 to 1677 code for a protein of 551 amino acids. Gene Ontology annotation, molecular function: asparagine synthase (glutamine-hydrolyzing) activity.